Messenger RNA from Budorcas taxicolor (takin), 1923 nucleotides. It is a transcript of the gene CDC45, whose product is annotated as cell division cycle 45. The record is from RefSeq and is a predicted model, not a curated record. Gene Ontology annotation, cellular component: DNA replication preinitiation complex. Gene Ontology annotation, molecular function: DNA replication origin binding; single-stranded DNA binding; chromatin binding. NCBI's taxonomy places the organism in Eukaryota, Metazoa, Chordata, Mammalia, Artiodactyla, Bovidae. Gene Ontology annotation, biological process: double-strand break repair via break-induced replication; DNA replication initiation; mitotic DNA replication preinitiation complex assembly.
CGGACUUGGCGGGAGUCUUGAGCGCGGUCAGGCUCGCAGAGUCCCGUCCCGGGGUGUCCAGGCGCCGCGGUCAUGUUCGUGUCCGACUUCCGCAAGGAGUUCUACGAGGUGGUCCAGAGCCAGAGGGUCCUUCUCUUCGUGGCCUCGGACGUGGACGCUCUGUGCGCUUGCAAGAUCCUUCAGGCCCUGUUCCAGUGUGACCACGUGCAGUAUACGCUGAUUCCAGUUUCUGGGUGGCAAGAACUUGAAACUGCAUUUCUAGAGCAUAAAGAACAGUUCCGCUACUUCGUCCUCAUAAACUGUGGCGCGAACGUGGAUCUGCUGGACAUCCUGCAACCCGAUGAAGAGGCUGUGUUUUUCGUGUGUGACACUCACAGGCCAGUCAAUGUUGUGAACGUGUACAACGACACCCAGAUCAAACUGCUCAUUAAACAAGAUGAUGACCUUGAAGUUCCCGCCUAUGAAGACAUCUUUCGGGAUGAAGAGGAGGAUGAAGAACAUUCAGGAAAUGAAAGCGAUGAGGGGUCAGAGCCCUCUGAGAAGCGCACACGGCUGGAGGAGGAGAUCGCAGAGCGAACCCUGAAGAGGAGACAGCGGAGAGAGUGGGAGGCCCGGAGGAGAGACAUCCUCUUUGACUACGAGCAGUACGAGUAUCACGGGACGUCGGCUGCCAUGGUGAUGUUCGACCUGGCGUGGCUGAUGUCCAAGGACCUGAGCGACAUGCUGUGGUGGGCCAUCGUUGGACUCACGGGCCAGUGGGUGCAAGACAAAAUCACCCAGGUGAAGUACGUGACUGACGUGGGCGCGCUGCAGCGGCACGUGUCCCGGCACAGCCACCGGCACGAGGACGAGGCGCACGCGCUCUCCGUGGACUGCGUGCGCAUCUCCUUUGAGUACGACCUCCGCCUGGCGCUCUACCAGCAUUGGUCGCUCCACGACAGCCUGCGCAACACGUGCUACACGGCGGCCCGGUUCAAGCUCUGGUCCCUGCAGGGGCAGAAGCGGCUGCAGGAGUUCCUCGCAGAUGUGGGUCUCCCUCUCAAACAGGUGAAGCAGAAGUUUCAAUCCAUGGACGUUUCCUUGAAGGAAAAUUUGCGGGAGAUGAUUGAAGAGUCUGCAAAUAAGUUUGGCAUGAAGGACAUGCGCGUCCAGACUUUCAGCGUCUGCUUUGGCUUCAAGCACAAGUUCCUGGCCAGUGACGUGGUCUUCGCCACGAUGUCGCUGAUGGAGAGCCCCGAGCACAGCUCCGGGACGGACAGCUUCACACAGGCCCUGGACAGCCUCUCCAGGGGCUCUCUGGACAAGCUGUACCUCGGCCUGGAGCUCGCCAAGCGGCAGCUGCGCGCCACGCAGCAGACCAUCGCCAGCUGCCUUUGCACCAACCUCGUCGUCUCCCAGGGGCCCUUCCUCUACUGCGCCCUCACGGAGGGCACCCCGGACGUGGCGCUGUUCUCCAAGCCCGCCUCCUUGAGCCUGCUCAGCAGACACCUGCUCAAAUCCUUCGUGUGCUCGACAAAGAACCGGCGCUGCAAGCUGCUGCCCUUGGUGAUGGCCGCCCCCCUGAGCGCAGAGCAGGCCACCGUGACUAUGGUGGGCAUACCCCCAGAGACCGACAGCUCGGACAGGAAGAACUUUUUCGGCCGGGCGUUUGAGAAGGCAGCGGAGGGCACCAACUCCCGGGCACUGCACAACCACUUCGAUCUCUCGGCCUCGUGGAGGCGGUCCCCCCAGUGGCAGCCCCCUCGUCCCAUUUCAGACCUGACUGGACAGGUGGUGCUGGCUGGCCGGCAGGACGCCCCGGCUUCCCCAGGCUGGGGCCUCCGGGGCCGAGCUGCUUGGCUCCCCCGCUCCCAGGCGGUGAUUGAGCUGAAGGCCGAGGACCGCAGCAAGUUCCUGGAUGCGCUCGUGACCCUGCUCUCCUAG